Penicillium atrosanguineum is the source of this 2646-nucleotide messenger RNA. RefSeq lists its product as uncharacterized. The transcript has 4 exons. Bases 1 to 2646 code for a protein of 881 amino acids. The record is from RefSeq and is a predicted model, not a curated record. Lineage: Eukaryota; Fungi; Ascomycota; Eurotiomycetes; Eurotiales; Aspergillaceae.
AUGGCCGGGCCGCAUAGAACGCCAAACUACCUGCACGAAGGAUGCACUGCACGCGUCGUCUGGGCAGCUCAUAUCCUCUCUUACCUUAAAGACAACCAAAACCACGAGGAGCUACAUGAAGCGGAGAAUGAGGUGGAAUGCGGCAGCAAUACAGAUGAGUCGAGCGAUUGUGAAGCAGACUACGAGACAGAGAAGAAGGUGGUUCUAUCAGGUCCUCGAAAUUCAGUUCGCCAGAAAUUUCUGGACUGUAUUGCGCAGCUGCUGUCGCCAUGCAAGGGAUGGGAUGGGGUUACCACAGCGGCGAUACGCGAAGGGGAAGACGGAGUCGAGGUGGAUGUUGCAAGGAACGAUGGCUUUCAUUCUGAUGAAGAUUGCCUUGACAGUGAAAUUACGGGUUACUGCAAGAUGUUGGAGGUAUAUCUGGCUGAUAGUACUGGCGCUGGGAUAGGGACGAACACAACUGCAGCUUCGUCAACAGAAUUCGAGCUUAAGGUGAUAGACUACACAUCCCGCCGGAUCGAUCAUUGGAUUGAAAUGAUCCAGAAAACCCUAGGAAUCGUCCAGAAUUGCCCUGACUGGAACUCUCAACGGUGGCUUGGGCAGGAGGCUGCAUUCAAGGCUUGGACGACCAUGACGGAUCUUAUACGACAAUUUGAUGCCGAUAACGAAACAGUUCGACAGUUCUUUGCGAACACCUUCGGGACCCAAGCUGGCUUGAAGCUGUGGAGCAAGUUAAACUUUAUCGCCAGGCCUCUGGUCGACUGCCGAUUAUUGAGAUCAAUAGCUGCCCGGGAGCAACAGUUGCGAUAUUGCAAGAUUUCACUGGUUCUGUCCAAACCGAAGACAACACUGGAAACCAUAGACGUGAUUGGGAUAUUCGAGGCGUGGGAACAACUAGGACUAGGCCCCACUCCUGAACCCGUGUUCCGAAGGCUUCAUUCAUUUAGUCAAAUGUUUGAAACAGCCUGUGCAGAGUCAUUUUCUCUGCAUGCUGAGAUGCAGCUAGUGAUGCACUACGAGGAGAGAUGUGCACCUCGGCCUACUCUAAGCUACUUUGGAUGCAGUAAAAAGACUUGCUUGCUCUGUGAAACUUUUCUUGGCGCGUUCCCGAGUUCAAUUGCCACACGUGGAAGGCAUGGAGUUUGUUAUCCUGCCUGGGCUGUACCAGGCUCGAAUUCAGGUGCCGUAGAGUUUGCCAUUGAACGGUUAGAGAAGAGCCUUUUAGCUCGUAUUCGAGGGAUUCUCAACGAUUUGAUGCACCCUAGACAGAAAAGCCACGCUGCGAAUGUCAUGCAAUCCGGCAUGGUGUCGAACUUUUCGCACCUUACGCUUGAAGAAUGGAAGCAGAGAGAACAAGAUGUGCAGCGGUUUAAGGACAAACAGACAAUCCAGCGUAAUGACCUGCUGAUUAUUGAAGGAAUUACCCCAAAUACAAAGCCAAAAUAUCGCCCACUCGACAAUUUCGAACCUAAGGAUUGUUGCGUGAUGUGUAAUACAAGCCCGGGAAUCCAAUGUGUACAAUGUCGAAGCACAUACUAUUGUUCCAGAGACUGCAAGAAAAGUGACUUCCCUUCACAUAGCCUUCUCUGCAAACAGUUCGCUAUUCAGCCCGAUAGACCCUCUCCGGAACACAAGCGGGCCAUAUUCUUCCCAGUUGAGAGCGACAAGCCAUGUUUGAUAUGGGUCCCAUGUACACGCCAAUACGAUGAAGAGGAUGGCAUUGGAUGGACAUGGAUUGAUCCUUAUCCCUACCUUGGAACUGAUAAACCGUUGAAAGGGACAAUGCGCAUUGAACAUAAUCCAGUACGAUGUCGAAACCUGGGCUCUGGGCUUGCAAGAUUUGCUCCGUGCCAGGAGGGAUACUGUGUCUCAUUGAUACAUCGCGACGCCUAUUUGAAGGACGGGUCAACCACAAAUAGAAGUAUAUCAGCUUCUGUGAUGGCAUCCUGCACCUCCACCAUCCCACAUGAAUAUCGCGGUCCCAUGAUUGCCUUGCAAGAAAUUCGCCACGGACACUAUGCCGAUAUAACACUAGCUGACUUCCGACACCUAAUGGAUUACUUAACAAGCUAUCGAAAAACGCAUGUCAGGGAAAGUGUCCCAGAUCUGCUACACCGCGCCCCAACAACCUUCCGCGGCGUGAAGAUUUGCUGUCACGGUGAAGAAAAAGUUCAUGGGUCAGAGCCCUUCGUUUCCGUCGAAGUCACCCGAGCAAACCAGAGCUCCCUGGGCAGCGGAUCUAUCUCACCGAUAUCUGUCUGCCUCGGUAUGCCUUUACGGUUGUGGAAGGACCCGGAUACCGAGUUCCGCCAUAACCCGCCAGGAUGGGAGGGGGGCACGAUGGCAUACAGUAAUCCUAAUGUUGUGUUCUUGAUGAUGGAAACUAAUUCUUCCAAGGACGAGUGGGGCUGGGCGCCCAUGUACUGGAAUAGCAAGAUAGGGAAUGUCUGGGCUGUUCGUGAAGACGGGCAGGAUCUGGCUGUGAAAGAUGUCGCAAUGAUGUGCAAUUUCGCGAGGCGGAAACUACAGUGUAUGUUUGAAGAGGUGAUGGAAUUGGGUUCGAGCUCAGUGAAUAGGCAGAGGGUUUUGGGUUUCAUUACUUGGGAUAAUAUGAUUACUCAUUGGGAGGAGACUUGUGGGCAUUAG